AUGUCUGAGGAAAUAGACGACACCACCCCAUUGCUUAGAGAUGAUGAGAGCUGUGAAAGUCAAGAUGCUGUGUACAAGAGUAGAUGGAGGUCAAUUCGAGUCAUGUAUUUCACCAUGUUUCUCAGUAGCGUCGGUUUCACCAUUGUCAUAACUUCACUGUGGCCCUAUUUACAAAAGGUUGAUCCUGGUGCUAAUGCCAGCUUCCUGGGCUGGGUGGUAGCGGUCUAUAGCCUCGGUCAAAUGAUUGCCUCACCUCUGUUUGGUUUGUGGUCGAAUCAUCGUCCACGGCGUGAGCCACUGGUCUGCUCCAUCUUCAUCAACCUUCUAGCAAACAUCUAUUAUGCUUAUGUCCAUCUUCCAAAAACGGGGAAUAAGUACCACAUGAUGAUAUCGAGAGCCUUCGUGGGAUUUGGAGCUGGUAAUGUUGCUGUGGCGAGGUCGUAUGUGGCUGGAGCUACAUCUCUAAAGGAGAGAACUGGUGCAAUGGCCAACAUGAGUGCUUCCCAGGCCCUGGGAUUCAUCCUGGGUCCAGCUCUUCAGGCCGCCCCAGCUCUUCUGGCAGCAGCAUUGGGUCUCGUCAACAUUUUUCUGGUUUUGUUCAUACUGAAAGAGCAUUAUGUUGAUGAGGAUGGAAGACUCAUCCAUCCAAGCAUCAACUAUACAGAAGAUAACGUUGAAGACAGUGGUGAAGCAGAGGAAAAUGUUGACAAUGUUGCAGUCGUCACCUCAAAUAUUCUCUUCUUUGUUGUCAUGUUUAUCUUUGCUGUUUUUGAAACUAUAGCUACUCCUUUGUCAAUGGACAUGUUUGCAUGGACAAGGAAAGAAGCUGUGUUAUACAAUGGGAUCAUAAUUUGCUGUAUUGGAUUUGAGUCCAUCUUGGUAUUUAUCGUUGUAAAACUAGCCGCACAAAGGUUUGGUGAUCGCCUGAUAUUGUUAGCGGGCCUGGCUUUUAUAUUCUGCGGAUUUUUUUCCCUACUUCCUUGGGGAAAUCAUUAUCCUAGAAUACAGUGGGCUGAUAUUAAAAACAAUUCACUAGUCAGUCAAAUGACCGUGGUGUCCGUGACCAACAGCACAGUGGAGCCGACCGGAUGCCCGCUGGUGCAGACUUGGUGCCAGUACACCCCAGUGAUAAACCUCCCUCAGUACCUCACAGCUGAUGUCCUCAUUGGAAUUGGCUAUCCAACAUGUAACGUUAUGUCCUACACACUCUACUCUAAAGUUUUGGGACCAAAGCCUCAAGGUGUGUACAUGGGUUGGCUGACAGCUGCAGGGAGUGGAGCACGAACUCUUGGUCCGGUCUUUGUGUCUAAUGUCUACACUCACCUUGGACCUCGAUGGGCUUUCAGUCUGAUCUGCGGCGUGGUUGUUGGAGCUAUACUUCUCCUCAUGGCAGUUUAUAAAAGACUUAUUGGUGAGUCAUUUCCCAAAAGCAGGUAUGCAGGAGGAGGAGCAAUGAAGCAAGACAGGCGCAGACGCUUGGAAGAAAACAGGAACGCGCUUUACUUUACCCCAGCGACGCGACAACCCAAAACAACACCACCGCAGAGGGAUCCGGGCAUUAGAAAAACUCCCCUGGAGCUUUCUGCCUUCAGCCACAAGCGCGGUUUUGGACAAAUCGUCUUCUAG
This is a messenger RNA of Knipowitschia caucasica, 1626 nucleotides long. NCBI's taxonomy places the organism in Eukaryota, Metazoa, Chordata, Actinopteri, Gobiiformes, Gobiidae. The record is from the annotation of a GenBank genome assembly.